UCAUCAAUCACUCCCUCUGUUACCAACCAUCACCAUCUCCCCUUCUCCGUCCAUCUAUCAAUCUGUUCAUCAUCCAUCUCUAUCUGUGUUCGCCCUUUGCGAUCCCGUUUCCCACCUCCUGAUCUAAUUCACAAUGGGAAAUCAGCAAUCGCAGAUGGGCGGAGGUCCUCCAGGACAGGGAGGCAAAGACGACAAAGAUAAAAAGAAGGAUAAGCCCAAGUACGAACCACCCCCUCAACCCACGACAAGAAUCGGCCGCAAGAAGCGCAAGCAAGCUGGUCCAAAUGCCGCUGCAAAGCUACCCACCAUCUACCCUACGGCUCGUUGCAAGCUGCGAUACCUGAGAAUGCAACGUGUCCAUGACCAUCUUCUUCUCGAAGAAGAGUAUGUUGAGAACCAAGAACGCCUUCGAAAGUCAAAAGCCGCUCAGAACCAACCCGCAGCCGCAGCUGCGGAAGGCGAGGCCCUCGAUCGAAACGCCGAUGAACGAAGCAGAGUAGAUGACAUGCGCGGAAGUCCCAUGGGGGUUGGCAACCUGGAGGAGCUGAUCGAUGACGACCACGCCAUUGUCUCCAGCGCUACUGGCCCUGAAUACUACGUCUCCAUCAUGUCCUUUGUCGACAAAGACCUUCUUGAGCCCGGUGCCUCAAUCUUGCUCCAUCACAAAUCUGUGUCCGUUGUGGGUGUUCUGACCGAUGACGCCGACCCGCUGGUCUCGGUGAUGAAGUUGGACAAAGCCCCAACAGAGUCCUAUGCCGACAUUGGUGGUCUCGAACAGCAAAUCCAGGAAGUCCGAGAAGCCGUUGAACUACCGUUGCUGCAUCCUGAGCUGUACGAAGAGAUGGGUAUCAAGCCUCCAAAAGGCGUGAUUCUAUAUGGCGCCCCUGGUACCGGUAAAACUCUGCUCGCCAAAGCCGUCGCCAAUCAGACUUCUGCUACCUUCUUGCGUAUUGUUGGGUCUGAGCUUAUUCAGAAGUAUCUUGGAGAUGGCCCUCGGUUAGUCCGUCAGCUGUUCCAAGUCGCCGCGGAGAAUGCACCCGCCAUUGUCUUUAUUGAUGAGAUUGAUGCCAUCGGAACCAAACGUUAUGAAUCAACUUCUGGUGGCGAGCGAGAGAUUCAACGCACGAUGCUGGAACUACUCAAUCAGCUUGACGGCUUUGACGAUAGAGGCGACGUCAAGGUCAUCAUGGCAACCAACAAGAUUGACACUCUCGACCCUGCUCUCAUCCGACCAGGACGGAUCGAUCGUAAGAUUUUGUUCGAAAACCCCGACACCAACACCAAGAAGAAGAUUUUUACUCUACAUACCAGCAAGAUGAGUCUAGCAGAAGAUGUGGACUUGGACGAGUUCAUCGCGCAAAAGGACGACCUCUCUGGGGCCGACAUCAAGGCCAUCUGCUCAGAGGCCGGACUGCGGGCCCUGCGUGAACGGAGAAUGCGAGUCAACAUGGCGGAUUUCAGAAGUGCGAAGGAGAGCGUGAUGAAGACUAAGAACGAGGGAGAGCCGGAGGGAUUGUAUUUGUAGGUUGUUGAAUCUCGCCGAGUGGGACUCUGCCUCGACGAGGCUAGGAGAUGAUAGACGAGAUGUGACGGCUUUGGAAUUUUGCCGCCAGGUCUGUACAGUAAUUGGUCACCGGUGCUUAGAUUUCAAAACCAAACCGCACAGAUGGAUCAGAUCCUGAGCCUUCCAUCAACAUGAAAACUAGCAGUGCACAAGUGCUUUGAGAAAGAUGUCUUUAGGAAGGGUAUCGCUAUCCGAGAC
Molecule: messenger RNA, 1762 nt
Organism: Exophiala mesophila
Lineage: Eukaryota; Fungi; Ascomycota; Eurotiomycetes; Chaetothyriales; Herpotrichiellaceae
Exons: 3
Coding region: 134-1525 (463 amino acids)
Biological process (GO): proteasome-mediated ubiquitin-dependent protein catabolic process
Cellular component (GO): proteasome regulatory particle, base subcomplex
Molecular function (GO): ATP binding; ATP hydrolysis activity; proteasome-activating activity
Source: RefSeq, a predicted model, not a curated record